This is a messenger RNA of Glossina fuscipes, 2148 nucleotides long. RefSeq lists its product as uncharacterized. The coding region runs from base 1 to 2148 and encodes 715 amino acids. Lineage: Eukaryota; Metazoa; Arthropoda; Insecta; Diptera; Glossinidae. The transcript has 8 exons. The record is from RefSeq and is a predicted model, not a curated record.
AUGGUCGAGGAACUCCUCGCGUUACAACAAUUGUCAGUAGUUUGGUGCGGUUUUUGGAUUGGUGGGUUAAUUAGUCCGUAUUUUUACGAGAAUGUUGGUUUGCAACGUAUAGAUGCUUUACCGAACAAUACUAUGGAUUCCAUUUUAUUAUUUUACCUUUGCGGUUGUGCCAUUGCCAAGGAUGCUGCCGUAGGCGAUAACAAAUCAGCGUUAUCAUCUGUCAUUGAUAAAAAGUCGAUGAAAAGUGUUGAAGAAUUAAAAACGAAAACGGAUAAGAGAGAUUCAUCUGAUCAAACUUUUGUUCUACGUUUGAAUACGGGCGAAGAAUCAUUUCGUCCAAUAUUGGGUGCAAAUUAUGAUCAAUAUCAAGUAGCCUCUUCUGCUCAGGCGGUAUAUGAUAAGGGUCCAACACCAGGUGGUAGUGGUGGGGUUGGCGUUGGUGGCAUACACUAUGCCAGCGGCGCAGUGAUAUCGCAACAGAACAUAGUUUAUGCGGUGCCACAUAAUACUCCUCAAAAUCGUGAACGCAAUCCCCAUAUUCAAUCAGCAUUGCAGCAACAACAAGAGCAGCAAGCACACUCACUGCAACCGCAACCAGUGCAGCAUGUUGUACGCGCAGCAUUACCGCAGCCACAGAAAAUUCAAUAUGUUAUUGCAAUACCGAUGUCAUAUUUACGUCAAUUGCAACAACAAUUGGUACAACAACAGCAACAGCAAUUGCAUCCACAACCACAACAUGUGAAUCAGGCCCCCACUCAACAGGCACUAGUUGCAUCCCCGUCAAUUACUACAGUUGGUGGCCUUCGUUUCGCUCAUCGGUUCAAUCCGUCAUCAGGCAGUGAUAUCACACCCGUCGCCGGGCUAACGAAGGUGCCAUCAUUGCCGGGCUAUACCACUCAACUUGUCCAAAUACCAACCAGUGUACUUGUAGCAGCUGCUCAAGCAGCCGCUGCUUAUCAACGACCAAACCAUCAGCCCGUCUAUCAACAACAUAGUCAGCCCAUUCAACCUCAAGCCACUCAACAGCAUUACGUUUAUCAGCAACACGCUCAACCGCCAAAGCAUCCCCAGUCACCAGGUCAGAUUAUUCAGCAAGGACCACUUUAUGCCAUUCAUAUACCGCAACAGCAACAGCCGCUUGUACCCGCAUCCCUGGCACCGUACCAAAUAAUUCAUUCACAACCGUCAAGCGCUAGACAACAACAGCCGGCGCUUGUACGCAUUGGCAGCUUAUCUCCGCCAGGCAAUCAAUUGGCGACUCAACAAGUGGCAGGAACACAACAUGUUCCCGUGCAACAACAACAGCAACACCAGCAACCGCCACAAUCGGUGUCAGAGUACAAUAUUAAGCAGCAGCAGCAGCAGCCGCAACCGCCACCAGUAGUGGCACCAGCAUAUCAACCGGCCAUAACCUAUAAUCCGCAGUUUAUAAUACAACGGAUACCGUUACAGCAUCAACAGCAUUUCGUACAACAGCCACCAGCUGGUGUCGAAGAGAAUCUAAAUUAUGCGCCUUACACUCAGGGCAUACCAGGCAAUCCCGCCCCAUUGCCCUUCAUACGUAUAGCUACACCACAUCCAACGCAUUAUUAUCCCUUUUUGCCUUCACCUGAGGUGCAGCAACCAAUUUAUGUAAGUAAUUUACCGACAUCCGUAAACAAGGUGGCGCCCUAUGCGAAUGUCGCUUUACCACCAACUUAUGCCAAUCAAGAUAUUGGGGUAGGUCCCGAUACCGGAGUUCCCGGCCCUGCUGUACGUUACUUUAAUCAUCACGGUGGCGUACAUUAUGGCAAUCAAAUAUUUCAUACUGUGUCUGCACCGACGGCCUCCAGCAAACUGGCAGAUAGCACAGCAACUUCUAAUAUUCAGCCAAAACAAUUGCACAACUACUUAAGUAUACCCGGCACAGCUACCCCGGCCUUACCUGCAGCACCGAAACGAACUGGUGGACCGACAGCUGCUGCUGACAGUCAAACAGUGUGUCAGCAAGUGCGACUCGCAUCAAGUCAGGGCGAAGAUUAUUUUAUAAUUUCUACUUCGAAUGAAUCGAAAGAUUUGAAAAUGGAUAUUUUUAAUGGUGAAAUCAAGCAACACAAUAAUUCAGUGCGCCGUGUAUUGUGGAUUGCUCCAGAAGUUACACGGGACUAA